AUGGAUGUACCUCGAUCAUCUUCGCGCCCGAGACCUUCAUCCCGGCCCACAACCCCCCUGCGCCCCAGCUCGCGCUCUUCAAUACGGGAAGCCCACGGAUAUGGAAACAGCAUUGGAAAUGCAGGAUACACACAACCCGCCUUCAAUGCCUUGGAACCGCAAUUCGCCGAGCUGGCCGAUUCGAUGGCGGAUCUCGAGGCCAACUUCAUGCACUUGCAGCUGAUGCACGAAAGUCUGACGCGCUUCAGUGAGAGUUUUGCCAGUUUCCUCUACGGGUUGAAUAUGAAUGCAUUCUGUGUGGAUUUCCCAGAGGCUCCAAUUUCAGACUCGUUCAAGAAGGCUAAGCAGGAUGAAGAAGACAAAGAGGCGGAAUCAGACUCAGAACCAACACGACAGGUUGAUGAUGGCGAGAUGACCUUUAUGACUACGGACACGACUUUUGUUGAGAAUCCGAGCACGACCCCCUCCGCUAGACCGACGUCCAGGUAUGCUGCGGGCUCACGAGCAUCGUCGCGUGGCACUGCUCGUGGUGCACCAAGCAGCCGGUAUACUACACGAGGUACUGCUCGUGGCACUCGUCCCAGCGCACUGCCUCGGGGCAGAGGGAUUGGAACUCGAUAA
Penicillium concentricum is the source of this 621-nucleotide messenger RNA. Its product is annotated as DASH complex subunit DAM1. Bases 1 to 621 code for a protein of 206 amino acids. The transcript is spliced from 4 exons. Gene Ontology annotation, cellular component: mitotic spindle pole body; DASH complex; mitotic spindle polar microtubule. Gene Ontology annotation, biological process: mitotic sister chromatid biorientation. The record is from RefSeq and is a predicted model, not a curated record. NCBI's taxonomy places the organism in Eukaryota, Fungi, Ascomycota, Eurotiomycetes, Eurotiales, Aspergillaceae.